Molecule: messenger RNA, 2649 nt
Organism: Hansenula anomala
Lineage: Eukaryota; Fungi; Ascomycota; Saccharomycetes; Phaffomycetales; Wickerhamomycetaceae
Product: arrestin C-terminal domain-containing protein
Exons: 1
Coding region: 1-2649 (882 amino acids)
Biological process (GO): ubiquitin-dependent endocytosis
Cellular component (GO): plasma membrane; cytosol; cytoplasm
Molecular function (GO): ubiquitin protein ligase binding; protein-macromolecule adaptor activity
Source: RefSeq, a predicted model, not a curated record
AUGUUCAGCUUGCCCUUUAGAAGAUCGAGAAGAAAGUCAGAACCUUCAGCAGCCCAAGAUGCUACUUCACUUGAGAGUAAUAACAAUAAUUCCUUAUCUAGGAUCAACUCUAUAACAAGCACAAUGAGUAAUAGAAGCUCUAAAAGGAAUAGACUUGGUAGAAGAAAAUCUCAUUCACAUAUUCUUUCCAAAAGGUUAUCAUUCUUCAAUAAUAAUUCAAGUGAUGAUUUGAAUUCCAUAGCUACAUCAAACAAUUCAGAUUAUGAAACGUUGGAGUUGACAAGAUUUAAAUCAUUAAAUUAUGAUAAAUUUAAUAGAGAGUUGUUACAAUAUUUAAAAUUCCACGGAUUAAGUGCACCAAGGAUACUUGAUGAUUCAGAUUUUAUAAGGAUUUCAAUGAGUUCUUCUGGUGAGAAUGUUUUCUUACCAAGUAUUGUUAAUUUUAAUGAAGAUGAUGUCGAGAACCUUGAUUUGAACAAUGAUAAUGGUAAUAAUGAAGCUGCUGGGAAUAACUCCAGAGGUGCUGCUGAUGAAGAUGCCAAUGGGGACAAUGGUCCAACUACAUUACAAGAGGAGACACCUAGACGUACACCACAUGAAGAAGACAUUGGCGAGCCAGUUAGUCAUACAUUUGCAAUAAUAAUCUCAUUAACCAAACCAACUUCAAUAUCCACGAUAACUACAAAAUUACAAUCCACUACAAAGAUUUUAUGGCCCGAGGGUAUUCCAGGUGAGCGUUCUACAAAAUCUCAAAGUUUUGAAAUGGGUCAAUUAUCAUGGGAUUUAAACCUGAGUAAUUAUAAUUAUUACAUUCCAUUCAAUGCAGAAUCUGAAGAAAGUGCGAUUGAUGAUGAAGGUAGUUAUAGUGAUUUAGACUCUUUUGAUACGGGGAAAUUCAUCACUGAGAAUCGUAUCCAUCCUAAAAAAUUUCAAGAAAGAUCAGUUGAUCAAAUCACAAGAGGUCCUUUAAACAGUUUUAAAAAAGAUAAUGAUCCUUUCAUAAUCGGGAACUUGAACAGUUCUGGCUCAGUUUAUUAUCCACCUGGUGAUUAUAUUUUCAGAUUACCUGUUUUGUUCCCACCUUUGAUUUCAGAAUCUUUGAUUACCCAAAAUUCGUCAGUGAAUUAUAGUUUACGUACUAUAGUGGCACAGAAAAACAAACUUUAUAAUCUUGGGGAACAUGGGUUUAAUGUUAUUAGAGCACCACCUUCAAAUGCCGUUUCCACAGCUGAUAAACCUGUUUAUGUUAAUAAAGUAUGGAAUGAUGCCCUAAGUUAUGAAAUAUCGUUUCCUAAAAAAUAUGUUACAAUUGGAGCAAAUAUUCCAAUAAAGAUGAAAUUUGCUCCUUUGAUUAAAGAUAUUUCUAUAAGAAGAAUUAGAGUUAAUGUAUUGGAAAAAGCUACAUAUUGUUCUAAGGAUUUAAAAUAUGAGUAUGAUGAGGCAACUUUAGUGAAGAAUGAAGGAAUGCGAAAGACAAGUGUUAAUGAAAAAGUUUUACCUUUGUUAGAAAUUCGUACAAGAUCAAGAACUGAGUUGGCUCUUAAGGAAGAGAUUGUUAGGGAUUUACUGAGAGAUGAUAAUCUACUCUCAAGUUGUUAUAAGGCAGAAGCUGCUACAAGAGAUGAUGUGGAAAUUAUUGGUCAGUUACAAAUUCAAUCAUAUUUACCAUUCAUUAAACCAAACAAGUAUAAUAAAGAAUUACAAACGAAAAAUCAUACAUUAAUGUCUACAAUUUUCAAUUCUGAUAAGCAUAAGGCUCAAAUUAAUAAAAAUUUAACAACAAAGAUUAUUAACCAAGGAUUUAAAGUUGAUACAUCAACUUAUUAUAAUGAUUUUGGUGAAGGUGUUUAUCCAGAUUCUGAAAAUAAUAAAUUCAUUCAAGUGAGUCAUAAAUUACAAAUUGCAAUCAGAUUAUCUAAGAAAGAUGAUACUGGUAAAUUACAUCAUUAUGAAGUUAUGAUUGAUACACCAAUUUUCUUCUUAAACAGUGCAUGUGUUCCUGCAAAUGUUGAACUUCCAGCAUAUAAUGAUGUGACACCAAGAUCAAAUUCAGAUAUCAAUGGUGAUGAUGCACCUCAGGCAUUUUAUGGAUAUCAUGAUCAAUUACCAACAUUUGAAGAAGCCAUAUCACCAAUGAAUUCACCAUCAUUAAUCCCAUAUCAAGGUUCUGGUGAGGAAACUAUAAAUGUAUUGUCAAGAACUUCUACAAUAGGAUCAGGACCCAUACAAUCAAUUAAUUGGAAUUAUGACAAUAUAGAUCAAGUUGUCACGGGGACAUCAGAAUUAACAAUGGAUAAUAAUAAUCAAACAACAAUACCAAGAAGACGUUCAGCUGCUGCUAAUGAUAUCAUCAACAAUUUGAAAAGAACAGGUACACGUAAUUCAAGUGUUUAUAAUAGUAAUAGAUCUACAGAAAGUGCAAAUGUGAUACCAGAUCGUGAAGAUGAGGUUGAGGAAGAGGAUGAUAUACCACCACCACCUAAAUAUACUGAAUCGGUCCCAUUAUUGAGUGAUAAUGCUUCAACUUCAUCAUCAGAUAUUGAAUCAUUGUCUAGUGUGGAUGAUCAUGAUGAUGAUUCCCUAAACCAGUUACAUAAUGAGAGUACGGACUUGACAGAUCAGUUUACUCGGUCAAUUUAUGAUCAAUGA